Pteropus alecto (black flying fox) is the source of this 3013-nucleotide messenger RNA. RefSeq names its product armadillo-like helical domain containing 1 (gene ARMH1). The record is from RefSeq and is a predicted model, not a curated record. Bases 229 to 1710 code for a protein of 493 amino acids. The transcript is spliced from 11 exons. NCBI's taxonomy places the organism in Eukaryota, Metazoa, Chordata, Mammalia, Chiroptera, Pteropodidae.
CUCGGCCAUUGGCUGAGCACUAGAUGUGGAUCAGGUAGUGGUCAGCCGGGACGCCGGUCAGAAAGAGUCCCCACCCUCCUAUGUAGGUUGAUCCACAGCUAUUCACCCGGCUGUUCAGGCUGACAGGAUUUUGUGGUGGUCUCCAUCCCGGAGGCUAUGUGAUGCCUUUCCUGGAAGCACACAUCCAGUGUCCUCUGGGGAGUCGCAGAGCCAACUUCAGGACUGAUCAUGAUUAUGACUUCUAUAAAGGAGCAAGCAGCUAUUAGCCGGCUCUUGAGUUUUUUACAGGAUUGGGACAAUGCUGGCAAAGUCGCAAGGAGUCACAUCCUCAAUAGUUUCAUUGAAACCAACCAAGGGAAGACUGCCCCUGAGCUGGAGCAAGAGUUUUCCCAGGGAGCCAGCUUGUUCCUGGUACGCUUAACCACGUGGCUUAGACUCACCUAUAUGACUGGCUCGUGUUUAGAGAAGCUUCUAAGGGCCAUUGGCAUCUUUUUAUCAUCUGUAAACAGUAAUCGCUACCUUAUAGAAUUUCUUGAGGUUGGAGGCGUCCUAACACUCUUGGAGAUACUUGGACUGGAGAAGAUCAAGGAAGAGGACAAGAAGGAAUCCAUCAAACUACUUCAGGUUAUUGCAAACUCUGGCAGGAAGUACAAGGAGCUCAUUUGUGAAAGCUAUGGUGUACGAUCCAUAGCAGAAUGUUUGGCAAAGUCCAAGUCAGAAGAGACCCAGGAGGAGGCACAGGUUCUGUUGGAUUCUUUGGUCCAUGGUAAUCCCAAGUACCAGAAUCAAGUGUACAAAGGUCUAAUAGCUUUGCUGCCCUCUGCGUCCCCAAAAGCUCAACAGCUGUCCCUGCAGACUCUCAGGACUGCCCAGUCAAUCGUUGGAACCACACACCCCAGCAUCGUGGACUGCGUACUGAAUGUGCUGUGCACGAUGCACCUGGAAGUCCAGUAUGAAGCCAUCGAGCUGAUCAAGGACCUGGUCAACUACGAAGUGUGCAUAGCGCUGCUCCAGGGCCUCGUGCACCUGCUGAUACCGUCCGUCAAGACCAAUAAACUGCAACCCAAGAUCCUCAACGGUAGGGAUCUGCUGGGAUUAGGGCGGAGGGCACCCGGCGCGGGGAGGGACCCCUGCCUCACAGCCGCCCCUUCGCCAGACUCCACGGUCCUCCAGCAUACUGCCAACCUGCCGGUGUUUCUGCAGCAGGCCGCGGCCGCCAAGGCCAUCGGGGUCCUGGCGCGCAGCAACACAAGCCUCGCAGAGGAGAUGCUGCACCUGCGCGUGGUGCACGGCCUGAUGGCCGCCAUGGGCAACACGGACCACAGCAACAGCCAGCGGCAGGCCAGCCUCACGCUGGAGUACUUCGUGCAGCUAUUCCCGCUGGUGGAGGAGCAUGUGCGCAAGUCCUUGGGGGAGAAACUCUACGAGCUCUUCCUUAGCAACCCUGAGGACUUGCACAUGAAAAUAGAUAGCAUUCAGGCAGACAUCUUGGCAGCCAACAAAGUCAACGUUACCAGAGGUGAGUGGGGAGUGAGGGGACCUGGAGCAGAGGUACAGCCAGCACCCAGUCUCAGGCUCACCUCUCUGUCUCCAGCAUUACACUUCAGUGGCCUUUCACUUAGCGGCAGGAGGCUUUACCUAGGCCUUUCUGAUCUGGAGCAGCUGGACAACAUCACACACUCCCAGGAGGAUAUGGAAGAAAAGGAGUAACAGAGCCUCUGAGGCAAACCAGGAAGGUCAAUGCUGUGUGGCAGAAAACCCAGCAGAAGGAGCUUGAGUCCGUCUCAGGGCCACUCCACUUGGCCUUAGGUGGGAGGCUGGGGGUUAGGAUCGUCAGUGGGGGAGAGGGAGAGCUGCCCGCUGGGAAGAAUUCAAUAAAGUCUUGCUAUUUAUGUGUUCUCUACGUGUGGAGGGCAGAGGGAGGUCAAACGAGAUCAGGCCCUAGGUGCUCUGUCUCCCAUUACCUCUGACUGGUCUCCUGCUUUUCUCUUUCUCCUUCACUGGCUCCAGACACACUGUUGUGUGUUUCUUAACUGAUAAAGGAGCUCUUACCUUAGGACUUUUGUGCUGACUUUUCUGCUGAACGGUGAGAGAGGUUCUGUUCUUAGAACCUCUUAACCACAGAUAUCAAACUGCACGACUAAGUCCCUCACCUCCUUUCAACUCUACACAGUCACCUUCUCAAUGAGGGCUAUUUUUUUUUAAGUCGCAAUCCACACUACCACUCCCAAUUCUUACACUAUGUCCCCCAGACUCCCUUACGCUGCUAUUUUUUCCCAUAGCACUUAUUUAUAUAUUUAUUUAUUUAUUGUCUGUCUGUGCAUCUGAAUGUAAGCUCCACUAGGCAAGGAUGGAUGAUGGAUGGAUGGAUAGAUAGAUAGAUAGAUAGAUAGAUAAGAGAGAGAGAUUUUUUUUCUUUACUGAUAUAUCCCAAACACUGAAAACAAUGCCUGAUACACAUGAAUAAAUAACAGAGGUAUUGUGAAGGGGUUGUCCCUCAAAACAUAGUAAAUGGUAGGACGGCAGUAAUUCUUCAUGGUGCCACAAGAGGGCGCCACCCACCCUGAUGUUGUCAGUCUUAGGGGCCCUAACCCCUCCCCAAAAUGAUUUUGAGCAGCAGCUUUCUGCUAUUUAGGCCGAGAGUGGAGAGAAAAGUCAACAAAAAUAGUUAUGCUUCCAUAAAGCUAAAUAGAUUUCCCAUUUUAAAGAAACGUCCUGUCCUUUGGGGUCAAGUCUUUCUGUUUUUAGUCUUGAAGUGGCCUUUCUUUUGUAAAACAAAAGUAAAAAAUAUAGUCAGUGUACCCCAGAAAUUUUUUGGAAAUCUUAACUGGAAAAUCCAAAAUCUGGAAACCACUGGCCUAAGGUAAUCAUAGUUUAAUAAAAAUCAUGGAACUUUAAAAAAUGAAAUCUUAAGUAUAAUACAAAAAUCUAAACCAGCUAUAGCUGUGCUACCCUGAACAAGCCCAAUCCCGUCUGAUCUCAGAAGGUAAGGGUCAGGCCUGGUUAGUACUUG